This is a messenger RNA of Phragmites australis (common reed), 1224 nucleotides long. RefSeq lists its product as uncharacterized. Lineage: Eukaryota; Viridiplantae; Streptophyta; Magnoliopsida; Poales; Poaceae. Gene Ontology annotation, molecular function: protein dimerization activity. The record is from RefSeq and is a predicted model, not a curated record. The transcript has 4 exons. Bases 1 to 1224 code for a protein of 407 amino acids.
AUGAACUUGCAAGAAGGAGAUGAAGAUGGUGAUGUUCUUGACGAGAUUAUUGACAGGGUCACCAACAAGGUCAACGGAUUGGCAUUCCGUGGACAUGAUGAAAAUGAAGAGUCUAGCAAUAGAGGAAACUUUCUUGAACUUUUGAAAUGGCUUGCAGCAAAUAGUGAAGAGGUGAAUAAGUAUGUUUUGAAGAAUACUCCAGUUCUUGUUGCUGUUGCCAAGGGAAAUGAUGAUUGUGUGUGGUUUUUUGAUCAAGUAUCUCUCUUGCUGAGUAUUAUUGGAGUUUCUUGUAAGCGUCAUGGUAUGCUUCGAAAUGUUAGACUUCAGAAUAUCUUGAAAGCACUUGAAUGUGGUGAACUAGAAACUGGGAGUGGAUUAAAUCAAGAAAUGGGUGCACACUUGAUGCUCGUCAUUCUUGGAUACACAAAUAAUUUGUCCCAGUGUUUGCAAAGAAGAGAUCAAGAUAUUCUUAAUGCAAUGUCACUUGUUAAUUUGGCAAAAAGUAGAAUGCAACAAUUGAGGUUUGAUGGGUGGGAUGCAUUCCUUCAAAGGGUCACUUUGUUUUGCAACAAACAUGACAUCGAAGUUCCUGCAAUGGAGGGUAAUUAUGUGCCUUAUGGAAGAUCAACACGGUUUGCUCCAAACCAAACAAAUGAUGACCACUUCAGAAGAGAAGUAUAUAUUGGGGUCAUUGAUCAAAUUAAUCAAGAGCUUGACAAUCGAUUUGAUGAGGUUAAUAUGGAGUUGCUUUCUUGUAUGUCGGCCUUGAAUCCUGCCAACUCAUUUGCUUCUUUUGAUGUAGACAAGGUACGUAGACUUGCUGAGUUUUACCCUAAUGAUAUUUCAAGCACCGACUUGAUAAGACUGGAAAUGCAACUUGAUAACUAUAUUGAUGACAUGAAGAGAGAUGAUAGCUUCAAAGGCAUAGACAACCUUGUUCAGCUCUCAAUUAAGCUUGUUGAAACAAAGAAACAUAAAGUUUAUGAUUUGGUGUACUUGCUUCUCAAAUUGGUAUUGCUUCUACCGGUGGCAACGGCAAGUGUUGAAAGGGUAUUUUCUGCAAUGAGUUUAGUCAAGAGUAAGUUGAGAAAUAGGAUGGGUGAUAGUCUUUUGGAUGAUUGUCUAGUCACGUUCAUUGAGCGAGAUAUUUUCUUCAAAGUGAAUGAAGAUGAUAUAAUCGAGACUUUCAUGACCAUUAGAAGGCGUAAGACCAACAAGAAUUAG